Carya illinoinensis is the source of this 867-nucleotide messenger RNA. Its product is annotated as protein FAR-RED IMPAIRED RESPONSE 1-like. The record is from RefSeq and is a predicted model, not a curated record. The transcript has a single exon. The coding region runs from base 1 to 867 and encodes 288 amino acids. Lineage: Eukaryota; Viridiplantae; Streptophyta; Magnoliopsida; Fagales; Juglandaceae.
AUGACUCAAAGGAGUUAUAGGUUUGAGGAUGGGAGCCUCAGAUAUAUCACGUUUUGUUGUUCUCGUGGUGGGAAGGCACGGAACCGGACGACAAAUGUUGCGAGGCCACGUCCGACGUCAAAGACUGACUGUAAGGCAAAGAUAAAUACUACGUUCAUGGACGGAGUAUUCAAGUUGUUGAGUGUUCACAAUUCCCACAAUCACGGCCUAAGUCCACAAAAGUCGAGAUUCUUUCGCUGCAAUAAAGAAGUGAGCGAGUCUGUUAAGAAAGUAUUAGAUACAAAUGAUCAAGCUGGCAUUAGAUUAAACAAGAGUUUUGCAGCACUUGUGCAAGAAGUGGGUGGAUUUGAGAACUUGCUAUUCAGUGAGAAAGAUUGUCGUAAUUAUAUUGAUAAGGCACACUACCUUCGACUUGGGAAAGGUGGCGCUGAAGCCCUUCGUCAGUAUUUUGCUAGGAUGCAAUACAAAAAUGAUGGAUUCUUUUCAAAUAUCGACCUUGAUGAUGAUGAAAGGUUGAAGAAUGUCUUCUGGGUAGAUGCACGGAGCAAGGCAACCUACAAAUAUUUUGGUGAUGUUGUGACAUUCGACAUCACAUACCUAACAAAUAGGUAUGGAAUGCCGUUUGCACCGUUUGUUGGUGUAAACCACCAUGGUCAGUCAAUCCUUCUGGGGGCAAGAUUGAUUUCUAACGAGGAUAUGGAAACAUUUUCAUGGCUGUUUCAGACUUGGCUAAACUUAAUGGAUGGGGAAGUUCCAAAGGCCAUUAUCACAGAUCAAGAUAGAGCUAUGAAGAAUGCAAUUGCUCUCGUCUUUCCCAAUACACGACACAUAUAUUGUUUGUGGCAUAUUCUAAAAAAAAGUAUCUGA